Messenger RNA from Coregonus sp. 'balchen', 3577 nucleotides. NCBI's taxonomy places the organism in Eukaryota, Metazoa, Chordata, Actinopteri, Salmoniformes, Salmonidae. The record is from the annotation of a GenBank genome assembly.
AUGUAUCCCAUGGUCUGCCCCACAGCCUUGAGGCCUCUGCUGGUACUGCUCUUAGCCAUCCCGGGGGCGUACCUUGGCAAGUGUCCAAAGGAGUGCACUUGUGACCAAAUCUCACUCACUGUUACCUGUGUCAACAAAAACCUGACAGAGGUGCCUCCCACAAUCAAUGAGGUAAGCCUAAACCCCAUGUGACUGACUCAAUGAAAUUCUGGAUUUUAUGAAGUAAGUCUAAAGAUUACAAUUCAAGGGGCAACCUGUUUGAAUAGAGCAGGGUUUCCCAAACUCGGUCCUGGGCCCCCCCCCUGGGUGCACUAUUUGUUUUUGCCCUAACACUACACAGCUGAUUCAAAUAAUGCUUGAUGAUGAGUUGGUUAUUUGAAUCAGCUGUGUAGUGCUAGGGCAAAAAACAAAAUGUGCACCCAGGGGUGGCCCCAGGACCGAGUUUGUGAAACCCUGGAAUACAGGUUGAAUAAGAAAAUCAUAUAUAUUAAACAAAUCUCAAUCCUUAUCAAUUGAUUCCCCAUCAGAUCACAGUGAAGCUGGAUCUGAGAGGCAACUACAUCCAGGAGCUGCCAUCAGGUGCGUUCAAACACACGCCGUACCUGACACACCUGUCCAUGCAGCGCUGCAAUCUCCGCACCGUGAAAGAGGGGGCGUUCCGUGCUCUGGGCCGCCUCGUCUUCCUCAACCUGGCCAACAACAACAUCGAGAUCCUCUAUCAGGUGAGAGAGAUUGACAUAGUGUUAUAUGUGACUGUUUCUUUGCUGUGGUUUGACUAUGUUUCUGGGGGAACUUGGUGUUGAAAAUGAAAAGCUCCACACUCUCUUUCUUCAUCUCAUUUUCCCUUUAUCUCUCUCUCUCUCAGCAGCUGCUCUCUCUCUGUCUUCCUUUCAUUCCUGGGCCGCCACUCUCUCCCCUCCCUCUCAUUCACCCUCCCCCCCUUCCUCUCACUCUCUCUCCUCGCCCAUCUCCAGGAGUCGUUCGACGGUCUCUCCUCGCUGAAGCAGCUGCUGAUUGACCGUAACCGUGUGGAGGAGAUCCAGCCAGGGGCCUUCUCUCAGCUGGGCUUCCUCAACCUGCUCUCCCUCACCCACAACCAGCUCACCUACAUCCCGAACAUGGCCUUCCAGGGCCUGCAGAACAUCAAGUGGCUGCGCCUUAGCCACAACUCCCUUAACUACAUGGCCACUGAGGCCUUCGCAGGCCUCUUCACCCUCACGCGCCUCAGCCUCGACCACAACGAGCUGCAGUUCUUCCCUACUGAGACUAUGACCAGGUAUGAUGGUUGUGUUAUCACUUCCCUGACAUACGCCACCCUUUUUCCAGGCACCAUAAAGGCCUAUUCUACUAACCAUUCACGUCUCUCUCUGUGUGUCGUCUGUCUGUCUGUCUGCUCUUGCUCUCUCUGUUCCCUCUCUCCAGACUCCCAGAGGUGACCCGUCUGGACCUCAGCUUCAACCCCAUGACCUUCCUGGGCGAGGAGACUGUCUCCAUGAACAAACUCACCCACCUCUUCAUGGACCACAUGUCCCUGCAGGACCUGUCCCACACGGCCGUGUCCCUGUCCCCCUCUCUCACCCACCUGGACCUCAGCCACAACCAGCUCCGCGUCCUUCAGCCCUUCACUCCAGCCUCCCCCAAGCUGGCCCGCCUCAACCUGGCUGGAAACCCCAUCUACUGCAACUGCUACCUGCUGCCACUGAGGGAGUGGGGCAUACGGAAGAAGGUGAAGCUAAUGGGGGCUUGCGGGGGACCGGCUCACUUCUCUGGGGAGAACCUGGAGGCCAUCCACCCCCGGGACCUGCGCUGCCAGAGCCAGGAGGCCAUGCUGAAGGCUGAGUUUGAGGAGCAGACCAGGGUGAUGCCGCCCCCCACCCCUGAGCCCACCAACAAGGUCAAGUGUCCCGCCAACUGUGCCUGUGAGGUGAGAGAGGGGAUGCUGAGAUUUUGAUAUGGGUUGUUAUGAUCUUGCCAUCCUAAAAUUGAUUUACCUCACCAAACCCUCUUCUAUCCAUCCCUCCUGUCCUCCCUUUUCCAUCCCUCCUCCGCUGUUCCCCUCAGGGUGAGACACACCACUCCUCCUGUGAGAACCGUGGCCACACCAAAGUACCCCGCGGCUUCUCCCCCGACACGCGCCUCCUCGACCUGCGCGGCAACCACUUUCACUACAUCCCCGCCAACAGUUUCCCGGGGGUUGUCAAGGUAGUCUCCCUCCACCUGCAGCGCUGUAAGAUUGUGGAGGUGGAGCCUGGUGCGUUCCAUGGCAUGAAGGGGCUGGUCUACCUUUACCUCUCAGAGAAUGAGCUUGACUCCCUCAGCCCCGACGCCUUCAAGGGCAUGCCUCAGCUCACCUACCUCCACUUGGAGAAUAACAAAUUCACACUCUUCCCCAAGGGGGCCUUCAAGCUGCUGCCUGGCCUGCUGACCCUUCACAUGGAGAACAACUCCAUUGCCAAGCUGGAGCCAGGGAUCCUGACUGGGGCUGAGAAGCUGAGGGGGCUCUACCUGACCUCCAACGCCAUCACUGGUGUGGCCCCCAGGGCACUUGACCCGGCCCCCGACCUCGACACUCUUCACUUGGGAGGGAACAAGCUCAAGGAGGUUCCCAGUGAUGCUUUAGCGAAGACAGGCAACCUGGGAGAGUUACGGCUGUCUGGGAAUCCCAUUCGCUGGAUUGGGCCACAUGCUUUCCAGCCAUUGGCUAGGGCACUGAAGGAUCUGUAUCUGGACGGCAUGGGAUUGGAGAAAGUGAGGGGAUAUAUUUACAUGCCAGUACAUCUGUGGUUUUCCUGUCACAAUCUCUUAUGCUCCAGUUCCUCUCCUCUCCCCUCCCCAUGACACCCCUGUGUUUUGUGGUUCUCCUGUAGAUGUCUAAGGACUCUCUGGCAGGGCUGGGUGCUGGUCUGAGGAGUCUAUACCUGGAGGGGAACCAGCUAGAGGAGGUGCCUGACUUCAACCCUCUGACCGGCCUGGAGGUCAUCAACCUGGCAGAGAACCCUCUGCUGUGUGACUGCCCCCUGCUGCCGCUACGCAUGUACGACAUUCGCACAUUAUUCUCGCUCUUGCUCCCUCUCGCUCUCUCUCUCUCAUAUACACACACUGAUACAUGCUUGCAGACUCCCCCUCUUUCUUCCUCUCUCAUGUACACACAUGCUGUAACCCACUCACCUUCACCCUCUCAUACAAACUGUAAACACACAUACAAACAUGUAUUAUUGGCCACUCAGAAAUAGACUAUACUCAACACACGACAAUGCCUUUGUUAAAGCCUAACUCUCUUUGCCUCAGGUGGAUUGAGAAGGUGAACCUGAAGGUCCGGGCCACCUGUGUCCACCCACCUGAGCUGCGAGGCCGGAGGGUCAAGGACGUCCACAUCUUCAAGGCCUGCCCUGGAGGGGAGAGCCUGUCCUCCGCCCCCCUCCCGAAGGUCUCCAAACCCCCCAAGUCCACCAAACCCAAACCUGCCCACCUCAACGCCCCCAGACAGGUCAAAGUGGUCAAAACCAAAGCUGGCAAGAUUCAGACCCCAAAGCCCGCCAUCUCCAAGAAAACCACCAAGAGAAGCAAGGUGGUUUGA